Gallus gallus (chicken) is the source of this 1056-nucleotide messenger RNA. Its product is annotated as GTPase IMAP family member 7-like. The transcript is spliced from 3 exons. The record is from RefSeq and is marked validated. The coding region runs from base 119 to 913 and encodes 264 amino acids. Gene Ontology annotation, molecular function: GTP binding. NCBI's taxonomy places the organism in Eukaryota, Metazoa, Chordata, Aves, Galliformes, Phasianidae.
GGUUCCAGCCUCGGCACUGCUGUGCAGGAGGAGAGCAGGAAGAGCACGAGUGCAGCAGGCAGACCUGGGGACACAGCGCAGCGCUGACUGGCUCCCCGUGUGUGUGAGUGCACUCCCAAUGGCAGGACGUCAAAGCAAAGGCACAGCGGUGGCUUGGAGACAACUUUCCUUGCAGCCCCGAGCAGCUCCGCCUGGGAGCCGGUGCGUGGCGAGCAGGGGCUGUCCUGGCUCCGCGGAGCACACACACGUCUGUGGCUGUUCCCCAGGAUCCGAACUGAGGAUACUGCUGGUGGGCAAGACGGGGAAUGGGAAGAGUGCAACAGGGAACACCAUCCUUGGAAGGAAUGCAUUUCUAUCUGAAUUAUCACCACACGCAGUAACAAGAUACUUCAGUGUAGUUGAGGGCAACUUUGCUGGAAGAUCAAUUGUUGUUGUCGAUACUCCUGGCCUUUUUGAUACAAGAGAAGCCAAUCUGAAAACAGCUGAAAAAAUUAAGAGUGGCCUGCGGGCCCUCUCUUCAGGGGUUCACGCCAUCAUCCUGGUGAUGCAGCUGAGCCGAAUCACUAAGGAAGAGCAGGAAGUCGCAGAAUGGCUGACCAAGAUUUUCCAUACUAAAGCAGACAAGUACACAAUCCUGUUAUUCACCCGAGCAGAACAGCUGGAGCAUCCAGAAAAAUUGAAUGAUUUCAUAGAAGGGAGCACACACCUGAAGGGCCUGGCAGCAAAGUGUGGAAAUCGGUACAUCGCUUUCAGCAACACAGCCACUGGAAAAGUGAGGGAUGGGCAGGUUGCAAAACUCAUCAACAUGAUUGAUGCCAUGGUAGAGGAGAAUCGCGGUGCUCCAUGUUACACGGCAAAAAUGCUGGAGGAAGACAAGCGGAGAUUCCGUGAAAAAUUUUGUACCAUCCUGUAGGCAGCAAGGGGUCGGUCCCAGAGCAGACAUCUCCUCUGUUGUGCUGCUCAAGCUGUCUCUAUGGGGCGAUGUGGGGCACAGUGCGUGGUGAUGGGACUGAAGGAUCUGUCAAUAAACACUGAUCCUUGCUGUCUGGAGGAGCA